AUGUUACUGAGUCUGUUGAAGCAUAAUGUUACCAAGUCAAUUAUUAAUAGAAACUGCAUUAAUGUCACUUGUGUAUUUAAAAAAUAUAGCUCUAAAGAAAGUGUUAGUUUAGGAAAUAUUGUAAAAGAAAUUAGUAAUGCUGAGCGUCCUGAAUAUGUGCCAAUAAAGUAUUAUAAUGAUGACAUUCCAAAGAGCAGUUUACACCAUUUAAAAUGGAUUCUACAGAAAGACCUUUUAAAUCAGGAUAUAUUUCUUUUGGGGCCACCAGGACCAAGAAGAAGACAUUUAGCAAUGCAGUAUUUAGAACUGACCAACAGAGAACAUGAAUAUGUAGCACUCAGCAGGGACACUACAGAAUCUGAUUUAAAGCAGAGAAGAGAAAUUAGCGCUGUUAAAGCUGCUAAAGAAGGAAGAAUUUUAAUCCUAGAUGGAAUUGAAAAAGCAGAAAGAAAUGUAUUACCUGUUUUAAAUAAUCUACUAGAAAAUAGAGAAAUGCAUCUAGAGGAUGGACGAUUACUGAUUCCAGCAGCUAGAUAUGAUAAAUUAUUGAAAGAACAUGGUGAGAAAGAACUAGAAAAAUGGAAGCUCGUUAGAGUCGACAGCAACUUUAGAGUUAUUGCGUUGGGUCUACCUGUUCCCAAAUACAGGGGAAAUCCUUUGGACCCUCCUUUGAGAUCCCGUUUCCAAGCCAGAUAUGUCCACAAUAAUAGCUAUCAGUACUGUUAA
Diabrotica balteata is the source of this 726-nucleotide messenger RNA. Lineage: Eukaryota; Metazoa; Arthropoda; Insecta; Coleoptera; Chrysomelidae. The record is from the annotation of a GenBank genome assembly.